Molecule: messenger RNA, 2010 nt
Organism: Trichoplax adhaerens
Lineage: Eukaryota; Metazoa; Placozoa; Uniplacotomia; Trichoplacea; Trichoplacidae
Exons: 4
Coding region: 1-2010 (669 amino acids)
Biological process (GO): protein phosphorylation; intracellular signal transduction
Molecular function (GO): protein kinase activity; ATP binding
Source: RefSeq, a predicted model, not a curated record
AUGCCUUAUAGAGAUAAUGAAAGGCGCACUGUUAAAGUUAAAUUUUAUAAAAAUGGGGAUCAAUACUUUCAAGGACUACCAAUGAAUAUUUCAAUCAAUCGAUAUCGUAGUAUGGAGGCAUUACUCAAUGAAUUAACACGCUCUAUUUCCUUACCUCGCGGUGUUCGCUAUGUGAUGACGCCCGAUAAUGGCAAGAAAAUACAAAGCGUCCAUGAAUUACAAGACGGCAAAGCUUACAUCUGUUCCAGUUUCAAUUCGUUAAGUAAAAUAGAAUAUGGUAAAGCUGCUCGACCUGCCUGGCGUCCAAAUACUAAACUAGCACCAUUAGAAAUUAUGGAAGAAGUUCGUAAUUUGCCUGGAAAUAAUGGCUCUAUUUCUCAUGGUGCAUCUAGUUUUGGUAAUAAAAAACCAAUUUUAAAACCAAUAGGCCAGGAAAAAAACAAUCCUCAAUCUCAUCAACCUGUAAAAACCGAUGAUUCAACUAAAAGAGCCUCAAGAAAUCGAGUAGCAGAUACCGCUGACAUAUCAAGAGUUUCCAAUGCCAACGAUUUAACUAAAUCCUCAAAUAACAAAUUAGCUGAUACUACACAGAAAUCAAGAGCUUCAAGUGAUACACUUUCUGAAAAAAUGCCAUUAACAAAUCAAAAUAUUGAGAAGGAUACUUAUGAAAACGAAAAGGAUAUUGAUGAAAGUGAGAAGAAUGAAGAUCAAGUUGACAAACAAGCAUCAAACGACGAUAUCUUUAGUCCCGUCAAGGAUACGGUUACAGAUGGCGAUGUUGAUACACACUCUGAAAAAAUGCCAUUAACAAAUCAAAAUAUUGAGAAGGAUAUUGAUGAAAACGAAAAGGAUUUUAACGAAAGCGAAAAGGAUAUUGAUGAAAAUCCUGCUACGCCUGUAAAACUGGGGGAUACGUUUAUAAAUAAAGUCAAUAAUGAAAAUAUUAAUAAAUCUGCUGGUAGAAAUACCCCUGAAAAUAAUGAACCUUUACCUAAUCGAGAGGGAACUUAUGAAGAUUAUUAUGUCAAAGGGAAUAUAAUUGGGGAUGGUAAUUUUGCUGAAGUGUUUCACUGCGUUGAGCAAGAUACAUUGGUAGAAUAUGCCUUGAAAUUAGUCCAUAAAAGCAAAAUCAAAGGCAAGGAAAGCAUGAUCCAAGAUGAGAUUAACAUCAUGAAAAAAUGUCGUCAUAAAAAUAUUAUACGAUUGAUUGAAGUAUUCGACACUCAGAUAGAGAUCCAAUUAGUUAUGGAACUAGUAAAAGGUGGUGAUUUAUUCGAUCUUAUCUCCGAUGUUUCAAAAUUUACCGAAUUUGAAGCUAGUGGAUUAAUUGGAGAUUUGGCGGCUGCUCUGCAGUACCUCCAUAAACGAAGCAUUAUUCAUCGCGAUCUAAAACCAGAAAAUUUAUUAAUUACACAAAACUUUGACGAUACUUUUACGUUAAAACUUGGUGAUUUUGGUCUAGCAGUUGUGGUAACUGAGCCGCUAUUUCAAAUUUGUGGUACACCAACAUAUUUAGCUCCUGAAGUUCUUGCUGAAACUGGGUAUGGUCUUCCAGCAGAUAUGUGGGCAACUGGUGUUAUCAACUACAUUGUACUAUGCGGUUUUCCACCAUUUCGUAGUAAAGAUCGUAAUCAAAAUGAACUAUUUAAUAUCAUUAAGAAAGGCGAAUUCGAGUAUCUAUCACCAUAUUGGGAUGAUAUAUCCGAUACCGCUACCGACUUGGUUGAUAACCUUUUGAUGGUUAAUCCAGUUGAUCGUUAUACCGCCGAGCAAGUACUAAAACAUCCAUGGAUUGUAAAUAGAGCUGGAUCGAUAUCAGACGUUGAUCUUAAGGACAACAUAACCAAUAAUAUUCGAGAGAAUUUCGAUCCUAAGAAAUCAUUUAAAGCUGCUGCUCUAGCUGUUCGAACGGCAAAAUUACUUGAUCAAACUGUAGAGUCGCGUGCAGAAUCAAGACAAGACAACGAUGAUGACAUAUUUGGCGGAGAUGACGAAGAUUUUGGAUUAUAG